UGCUAUUGCCUCUUCAGCUCCAAUUCUUCAAUUCCAGAAUAUCACGCCUUGUGAGGUAUGGAAAUUAACAAUUAAAACCUCCUUGUGAGGUAUAAUCGCUUAAUAAGCUGCAUUUCCGCUUGCAAGAAAAUUUUGCUGUUGAAAUAUUUCGCUCAAUUUCUUUUGAAUUGUGAGCAGUUAAGUAGAACUGAUUUAUUCGGAUGCUCACAAUUCGAAAGAAAUCAACCGAAAUAUUCCGACGACGAAAUAUCUCUGUGUUAAAGUGGAAAUCCUCACUUAUUCAAUUAUUGUAUAAAACAUUUUUGGAAGAAAAGCCUCAGAAAUCAGAACUUAUGUGUAUCAGGAGUCUUUACCCUCGGUUGGGUUGUUCGUUGUCAGCAGGAUAUUAAAGUCAAGAAACGGUUUAGUACUAAAGGCUGUGGCGGCCAUGGUUCAAGGCAAACGCAUUUACAAAAGUUUGUCGUAAGCCUGGUUUCCAUAUGGUCGUAUAACUGUCGUGAACGUGUCGUGAAGUGUUUGUCGUGAAUGAUUUUUAUGCGUGUUUCAUAUGGUUGUAACUGUCGUGCACUGACGUAAGUUAAUUUCGUACCCAGGGAUCGUACAAGCAGCUGGCGGCAGCAGUUUUAGAAAAGACAAACACGGUCCCCCUAAAGGGGACCUUUGCCCCCCCCCCUAAUUGUCGCAAAACUGUUGCAACGCUGUCGUUCUUCCGUUUCCAUCAGGGCGCUUAUAUAUAUAAGCGCCCUGGUUUCCAUUAAAACAUAACCGUCACGACACGUUUUUAGCCUGACGCAACUGUCGUCGAGAUAGAACUCGAGUCUAUCUCGACGACACUGUUGUAACUGUCGUGAACUGUUGCCAGCGUGUUGCGACAAGACUUUCUUCAUGUUUCCAUUUGGUCACGAACACGACAGUUACAACACGUUCGCGACAGCUACAACCAUAUGGAAACCAUGCAGACUUUAAGUUUGUGUGAAAAGACUUUUGGAUUAAAGUGCAUGCAUAAUUGGUACUUGAUUUUCGCUGACGUAGGUUGUGUGCGAGUGCCUUCUAGUACUUCGUAAUGUUUUUUUAUUUCCAGCAUUCGAAUUGAUCCUGUUUGUUAUAAGUCUUAGUCCAAGUAUUGAACAAUAAUUUACAGAGAAAGUUCGUCAUUUUUAGACAUUUUACAAAAUUGUUUCGGAUGAUUUCGCAAGAGAGGGAGAAACGUGUUUCAAUCUGAUAAAAAAAUCCUGGAAUGUUAUUUUUGAUGAUGGCGAAUCAAGUAAGCUGUUUAGUUUCUCAAACUAUAGUAGCUGUAAUAUCUAAGUACUAGGUAUAUAUUUGUGCAAUAGAAUAUAUUUUAGCAUAACAUAACGAUAUAGUACUGAUUGAUGUCUUAGUGUGUUCCUUCUACACAACGUGUCCUAUGUCUAUAUAUUUAAUUACAAUCUCGUUCCCCGAGCCUGCGAUCCUCGGGAAGGAACGCGAGGCUCUGGGAUAAUCCGUUUCAGGGAGGAAUCUGAUUGGCCGUUGAAAUGGAAUGCGUAGUUCAAUCUUAGCCAGGAUUCCUGGCUUCCGGCAACGGAUUAAUUUAUCACAAAGCCUCGCGUUCCUUCCCGAGGAUCGCAGGCUCGGAGAACGAGAUUGAUUUAAUUAGUUCCGACCAUAUAGUCCUGGUGCCGAGUGAAUGACCUGACGUCAUUACUAUAUCACUCCCUUUUUUUUAUCUAAUUACCGACGAGGGAAUUCCCUCGCCAUAUGGUUCUGGUUGCCUAACAUUCCUUGUCGAUCGUCCUGGCUCAGGGUUAGUGUCAAUUCUGUCUCGUUCGGUCCUUUCCGCGUCAUACGUUUCACUGUCAUCGUCGUCAUCGACUUGAACAUCACUCUUUGGCUUCGCUUGAAGUGUGAUACAUUGCGAGUUAUAGUGUGCCCUGUCUGACUACGUGCUGUCACCGUGUUGUUGUUUCGCGAGAUCACAAUGUGGGGUGUUUCAUUGAAGUUAGGGGUGAGUUUGUUCCCUCUCUUUUGCUUCCACAAAACGUAGUCGCCAACUUUUAUUGGGCUUUCUUUAACGUUUCUCUUUUCAUCAGCGUAACGUUUGUUGUAUUGUUGUCUUUCAUCUUCCUUUUUCCGAACCUCGACGAUUUUUUCCUUGAACUUGGUGAUUAAAUAACUGUUCAGAGGGUGGAACACCAGUGGUACAAUGCGGUGUGGUGCGGUGGUGCAACAGGAAACGACUUAGCUCUUGUUUCCAUGGACGACCGUUUAGCAGCUUUCUGGGAUUUUCCCAAGGGUUGCAUGACGCGUUCUACCUCACCGUUGCUUUGGGGCCAUUUGGGAGUAGAGAAGAUUGCCUUUAUUCCAAUGGCGGUUAGAUAGCGUUGGUAUUCUUCGCCAUUGAAAGGGGGACCAUUGUCGCUUUUGAGAAGGGUAGGAAUGCCAUGAACGGCAAAGAUCUUGUCGAGUUUUGGUAUCACAGUAGAGGCUCGCGUGGAGUGGACAAUUUCGACGUCGUGAAACCGAGAAUAUCUAUCUACAACGACAAGAAGGUAUUCUCCAGUGGGUAGAGGACCAUAGAAGUCGACAUGAACAGUUUGCCAAGGUCCAUCAGGCAUGGUGGUGGGGGUGAUUGGCGCUGGUGGGCCGGGUGGGCCAAGGGCUUGGCAAGGAAACCUCUCAACAACAUCUCUAAACCUUUACCGCAAAAUCCUAAUAAAGAUCUUAAACUCAAUGACAUUCUCGAGAGAAAUGCCCAAGUUUUCGACGGAUUGGUAAAACUGAAAGGACAGACUGUCCACCUAAACAUUGAUCCCGAUGCUAAUCCUAAAGCUGAACCAGCGCCGCAUCCCUUACCAAAUUCGAAACAAAGUUAAAGAUGCAAUCAUAACGACAACAAAUGUCGUAUCUGUUGUUUGUACGUAAACAAGUCACGUGCGUGGACAGGGUCUUAUGUGUGCGUGUAGCUGUGGCAAUUUCGUCGAGUGGCAUGUAAUGGCGCGGGGGGGCAAUGUGUCGUUCAAUGAAGUUGACGUAUUCUUCAGCCAUGCGAUCCGGGUAUGACAUGCGUGGUGACGCAGGAUGACGUGAUAAAUAAUCAGCGGGGUUGGUGGCACCAGGAAACCUUUGUUGUUGUCGACGCGAGCCCUGUCGGCGUAUCGGCUAUCCUCUCACAAAAAUGCCAAAUGUCGCGAAUUCCAAAGUCAUUGCUUACGCCAGUCGUGCCUUAUCGCUCGUCGAAACACGUUACUCCCAAACCGAACGAGAAACCCUCGCUAUCGUCUGGGCUGUCGAACAUUUCCACAUGUUCCUGUUUGGACAUCAUUGUAAUAUCUUCCCGUCGCCGGAUUGUCGGGGAGCCUCGGUCAAACGAGGACGAGAGUUGAUGAGAGUUCUCUCGCUCGCGUUUGACCGCCAACUCUUAUAUGGGGCUUCGGUGGCCAAGUGGUUAGCGCACUUGCCUUUCACCUCUGAGGCCGCAGGUUCGAGACUCAGUGAGUACUUUCUCAAUGCGACUCGAACCCAGGCCUCAUGUAAAAAGAGCAAAGUCAAAGCUCUGCCGAAAGUCGUGGGUUUUCUCCGGGUACUCCAGUUUCCUCCCACAGGGAAAGUUGACAUAGAAAGUUGACAUAGAAAGUUGACAUAGAAAGUUGACAUAGAAAGUUGACAUAGAAAGUUGACAUAGAAAGUUGACAUAGAAAGUUGACAUAGAAAGUUGACAUAACUUGACAUAGAAAGUUGACAUAGAAAGUUGACAUAGAAAGUUGACAUAGAAAGUUGACAUAGAAAGUUGACAUAGAAAGUUGACAUAGAAAGUUGACAUAGAAAGUUGACAUAGAAAGUUGACAUAGAAAGUUGACAUAGAAAGUUGACAUAGAAAGUUGACAUAGAAAGUUGACAUAGAAAGUUGACAUAGAAAGUUGACAAAGAAAGUUGACAUAGAAAGUUGACAUAGAAAGUUGACAUAGAAAGUUGACAUAGAAAGUUGACAUAGAAAGUUGACAUAGGUCAACUUGACAUAGAACGUUGACAUAGGGUUAGGGACAUAGGUCAGGUGGCAGAUCAUUAUAUGGACUAAUAGCGGCUGCUUAAACGGCGCCAUUUGUAAGCUCACAGUCUACCUCGGUCUGCUCUAAUGUAACCAGUCACUGAAAAACCCUGAUAAGGGAGUAUGCUGAGUAAUAUAUGUAAUAUGUAACUCUCAUCACCUCGCAUCAACUCUGAGCUGGUUCAAAUUUUGAUGAAAGUUGGUGGGAGUUUUUGCUACGCGCGGUAAUAUCCAGUCAUCUCUCAUCAACUCUUGUUCUCGUUUGACCGGGACAAGAGAUUGAGAAAACUCUGAUGCAAACUCUCGCUUGCCAACUCUCAUCAACUCUUAUUGUCGUUUGACCAGGAACUUCGUUCAAAGUGUAUACCGACGUUGUUCGACGUUUCAAGCGAAGACUCUUCGUUGGGAAGUUCGUACGAAAGUUAGUAUCUUCCUGACGGAGGGCCUUCGCUCGAAAUCUCCAAGUUCUCUAGUAUGUAUUUUUCAGGUGGUCGUAUCUUGCUCAAUCUGAAGCUUUCUUGCCCUGCAUGUUGUCUGUUUUGUAGUUUCUUACUAAAUGGUUGUUAUUAAUUCAGGACCUCGCUGAACAACACGUACUAUGAGAUAUGGGUAUCACAUCAACUGAUAUCUAGUGCUAAUAGAUUUUUUCUCCUUUUCAAGGUUCCGGUAGAGAAAAGCUGACCGACAUUUUUCACUUAUGUAAGCCACUGAAAAACCAGAGUGAUGUGUAUAAAUUUCGUGAUUGGUUGAGCUCGACCUGGGUGAACUUGGCUAUGGGUAAAAUACAAAUAUUUUAUUUGCUUAGGAAAAGAUUGUAACUACAGUAGACCGGGUUACGAUCAAAUCACCCUCACUCAAAUUCAUCCAUAAAUUUAUAUGAUGAAUAUCAGACGGGGCGCCCAAAAAUCUGCAAUCAGGGUGAGUGUUCCACCUGUACACAUUGACAUCUUGUGCAUCAGGGACCAGUUAUACGAAGGCCAUGCAGAUAUUUUCUCAAGCUUUCAAAAUUGUCUGUUUAUUAUUAUAGCUCAGAUUAAACUUUAUUAAUUAUAAAUGAAUGUUUUUAUUAAUUGUGAGGUUCACGUCUAUUAAAUAGUUCUAGCUUUUCAAGCAACUUUACAACCGUUGUAGAUGCACUAUCCGGUGGAUACAACCGACCCGUGAGCAACUUUCAGAAGAUUUCAAAACCUCUGAGAAGACAAGUGAUGAUUAUAAUAUGACUGAAAGUUUUGCGUCGAAACGUGUUCGAAACGAUCUUUACAAAAAUUUUGCUCUUUUUUAAAAUUUGAUCGUUUUGUAUAUUCCGGUCAACUGGAAGCUUUGUUUCACACCAAAAAUGUUCAGGAAUAAUAUUUCCAACUGUCGCUAUACUAUUUACCAGAUUUUUAAUAUUCUCUUCUUAUUCUUCUUAGUAAACUAUCCAUACCCAGCUUCUUUCUUGGAACCACUUCCAGCUUGGCCAAUCAAG
Messenger RNA from Paramuricea clavata, 5495 nucleotides. The record is from the annotation of a GenBank genome assembly. NCBI's taxonomy places the organism in Eukaryota, Metazoa, Cnidaria, Anthozoa, Malacalcyonacea, Plexauridae.